Aspergillus affinis is the source of this 918-nucleotide messenger RNA. RefSeq names its product thioesterase family protein. The record is from RefSeq and is a predicted model, not a curated record. Lineage: Eukaryota; Fungi; Ascomycota; Eurotiomycetes; Eurotiales; Aspergillaceae. The transcript has 3 exons. The coding region runs from base 1 to 918 and encodes 305 amino acids. Gene Ontology annotation, molecular function: fatty acyl-CoA hydrolase activity.
AUGAAACCGAUGAACGUCCUCCAAAAGCAGCGACUAGCUGCCCUCCCCUUCCAGUCUUCAAUUCGUUGUGCCCGCUCCCUGUCGACCUCCCCAACCGCCCAAGAUGCCCGUCACCCUGAUCCGAAGACGCCGCGGAAACCCCACGACAUUGACCCCCGAUGGCUGACCACUACCAAGCGUCGAAUUGGGAAAUGCAUGAUGUUCGGUCUGAAGCCGCCGCAGGUUCAGGAGGCAGGGAACAUACUGGAGCAGAUUGCGAGGGAUUGGCGGGAGUUGAUUGGCGGCAGCGAGGGUUAUCUGACCGAUGCGACGCGGAGGGGGCUGUUCAGACAAAAUGUCGCGUGGGGGGAGAUGGUAGGGGUUUUGACUGUGUAUCUUUUUGCUGGAAGAUGCCAUGUAAACAACGUCACCUACGUCCGAUACGCCGAAACGGCCCGGGUAUACUUCACCCGCAACUACGCCAUCCACAUAGAUCCCGCCCACAAGAACGAGUGGAUGAAUCUUGUCAGCUCGCGCGGGAUCGGAGUCAUCCUGCGCAGCAUCAAAAUCGACUAUAAAUUCCCCAUGACCUACCCCGACAAGGUCACGGUCUACCAUAAACUGGCGCAUGACCCGGACUCGCCGCAUUCAUCCCAACAUGCGUUCUUCCUGCAAGCCAUCAUUCUUUCCGAAUCGCGCCAGCGACCCGCUGCUCGUGUGCAUGAGGACUUGGUCACGUACGAUUAUAAGCUGGGGAGGAAGACGGCUUUGCCGCCGUUUUUGAUGGAACAGUUCAAGUCCACGUGGGAGCUUCAAGAACAGGCGAAGAAGUCCUGGCGGGAGCGCAUAUUGGAAAUCGAAGAUCGGGUGAGGACGCUGGAGGUAGAGAGCUGGGAUAGGGAGGAUGCUGUUGAGGAUACAGGGUCUGCGAAACAAUAG